AGCGGCGGGGGAUCCGGAGCCUCGGAGGACGGCUGUCCGGCUCGCGCCACCAGGCUUAGCCCAGAGGCCCCGCCAGCUCCCCGCGCUUGCUCCAGGCCCUCGCCCCGACAUGAAUCUCAACUUCACUUCCCCGCUGCAUCCUGCGUCUUCGCAGAGACCCACGUCCUUCUUCAUCGAGGACAUCCUCCUGCACAAGCCGAAGCCUCUGCGAGAGGUGGCACCCGAGCAUUUCGCCAGCUCUCUGGCCUCCCGGGUGCCUCUGCUGGAGUAUAGCUACCCCCUCAUGCCCACACCCACCCUCCUGGCUCCUCACCCCCACCACCCUCUGCACAAGGGGGAUCACCACCACCCCUACUUCCUCACCACCUCGGGGGUCCCGGUGCCCGCGCUCUUCCCGCAUCCGCAGCACAGCGAGCUGCCCGGGAAGCACUGCCGCCGCCGCAAAGCUCGCACAGUCUUCUCCGACUCGCAGCUCUCCGGCUUGGAGAAGAGGUUCGAGAUCCAGCGCUACCUGUCCACGCCCGAGCGGGUGGAGCUGGCCACCGCGCUCAGCCUGUCUGAGACGCAGGUAAAAACGUGGUUCCAGAACCGGCGGAUGAAGCAUAAAAAGCAACUGAGGAAAAGUCAAGACGAGCCCAAAGGGCCAGAGGGGUCGGAGAGCCCCGAGGGCAGCCCCCGCGGCCCCGACUCUGCGCCCCCAGAGGCGCGGCUGGGCCUGCCUGCCGGCCACUUCGUGCUGACCGAACCGGAGGAUGAGGUGGACAUCGGGGACGAGGGGGAGCUGGGCUCUGGCCCGCACGUGCUUUGAGCCAGUGCCCCGGCCGGGCGCGCCAAGAGUGCCGGGCGGGGAGGUGGAACUCGGGCCACAAACGAACCCACUCGCGGCCUCGGCCCACGCCCCCUCCUGCCCCAGCACCAGCAGCCGCUGGCCGAGCGCCUCGGGGCGUUUCCUCCCGCCCCCCAGACCCGGGCUCUGGGCUCUAAAGCGG
Molecule: messenger RNA, 989 nt
Organism: Sorex araneus (European shrew)
Lineage: Eukaryota; Metazoa; Chordata; Mammalia; Eulipotyphla; Soricidae
Gene: BSX
Product: brain specific homeobox
Exons: 3
Coding region: 110-808 (232 amino acids)
Biological process (GO): regulation of DNA-templated transcription
Molecular function (GO): DNA-binding transcription factor activity, RNA polymerase II-specific; DNA binding
Source: RefSeq, a predicted model, not a curated record